AUGUACAGAACCAAAGUGGGCUUAAAGGACCGCCAGCAGCUUUACAAGUUGAUCAUUAGCCAGCUGCUCUAUGAUGGCUUCAUCAGCAUUGCUAAUGGCCUCAUCAAUGAAAUCAAGCCUCAGUCUGUCUGCGCACCCUCAGAGCAGCUCUUGCAUCUCAUCAAACUAGGAAUGGAAAACGAUGAUACUGCAGUUCAGUAUGCAAUUGGUCGUUCUGAUACAGUUGCCCCAGGCACGGGCAUUGACCUGGAGUUCGAUGCAGAUGUCCAGACCAUGUCCCCAGAGGCUUCAGAGUAUGAAACCUGCUAUGUCACAUCCCAUAAAGGACCAUGCCGAGUAGCUACCUAUAGUAGAGAUGGGCAGCUAAUAGCUACUGGGUCUGCUGACGCCUCCAUAAAGAUACUCGACACAGAAAGGAUGUUGGCCAAAAGUGCCAUGCCAAUAGAGGUUAUGAUGAAUGAGACUGCACAACAGAAUAUGGAAAACCACCCAGUGAUCCGUACUCUCUAUGACCACGUGGAUGAAGUCACAUGUCUUGCUUUCCACCCAACGGAACAGAUCCUUGCCUCUGGCUCAAGGGAUUACACUCUUAAGUUAUUUGAUUAUUCUAAACCAUCUGCGAAAAGAGCAUUCAAGUACAUUCAGGAAGCUGAAAUGUUACGCUCCAUCUCUUUUCACCCUUCCGGAGACUUUAUACUUGUGGGGACUCAGCAUCCUACUCUUCGACUUUAUGAUAUCAACACAUUUCAGUGUUUUGUCUCUUGCAAUCCUCAAGAUCAACACACCGAUGCCAUAUGUUCUGUUAAUUACAACCCUAGUGCCAACAUGUAUGUGACUGGCAGCAAGGAUGGCUGCAUCAAGCUGUGGGAUGGUGUCUCAAAUCGGUGCAUCACAACUUUUGAGAAAGCACACGAUGGUGCUGAAGUUUGUUCUGCCAUCUUUUCCAAAAAUUCUAAAUACAUUCUUUCAAGUGGAAAAGACUCUGUAGCUAAACUUUGGGAAAUAUCAACAGGACGGACGCUGGUCAGAUACACAGGUGCUGGCUUGAGCGGGCGGCAGGUGCACCGGACACAGGCUGUCUUCAACCAUACAGAGGACUACGUGCUGCUGCCAGACGAGAGGACCAUCAGCCUGUGCUGCUGGGACUCGCGCACAGCCGAGCGCCGAAACCUGCUGUCCUUGGGCCACAACAACAUCGUGCGCUGCAUCGUGCACUCGCCCACCAACCCCGGCUUCAUGACCUGCAGCGAUGACUUCAGGGCCAGGUUCUGGUACCGAAGCCUGAACCUUAACUACUCAUCGUGGAUGCACAAGGCAACUGUGUUCUCAGAAGAUUUUUGCAAUUAA
Pipistrellus nathusii (Nathusius's pipistrelle) is the source of this 1347-nucleotide messenger RNA. NCBI's taxonomy places the organism in Eukaryota, Metazoa, Chordata, Mammalia, Chiroptera, Vespertilionidae. The record is from the annotation of a GenBank genome assembly.